AUGAAUGGUCAAAAGGUGCCAUCUGAUCCAGGGCAGAAUGUAUACCUUCAUGCGGUGGUCGAUUUGGGCAGUAAUGGAAUCCGUUGUUCGAUCUCAGACCUCUCACCCCCAACCACCCGUAUCAUCCCUACUGUACACUUUCAUCGGGUCAACGUCUCGCUCUACGAGGCUCAGAUGGACCCCGACUCAGGCAACCGAAUCCCCAUUCCACAGCAUGUCAUCGACCGAAUCGUCAGUGCUAUAGUUCGUUUUCAGAUUGUCUGCGUGGAGAUUGGAGUUCCUGCUCAGAACAUUCGGAUCAUCGCCACGGAAGCAACUCGAACUGCUAUCAAUGCUUCUGCGUUCAUCGACGCCAUUCACCACAAAACCGGGAUUUCGGUGGAGGCAUUACGAAAGGAGGAGGAGGGAAUCGUCGGAGCAUGGGGUAUUGCCAGCAGCUUUUCAGACGUGGAGGGACUCGCCCUUGAUUUGGGGGGCGGGAGCAUGCAGAUGACUUGGAUCACGUCACAUGCGGGCAAUGUGCAUAUGAGUUCCCGGGGAUCAGUCAGCUUUCCCUACGGAGCAGCUGCAUUGACCCAGAAACUGGCAAACCUCAAACGGGGCAAAAAUAAAGAGGAAGCGCACAAAGCUCAGGAGCAAUUCCGCGAGGAGAUGGCAGGCAACUUUCGCGCUGCUUUUGAUACCAUCAAUGUUCCUGAACACCUCGUCCAAAGGGCCCGGGAGCAAGGGGGCUUUCCUCUCUACCUCUCCGGGGGAGGAUUUCGGGGAUGGGGCUAUCUUCUGUUGUACCUGCACCAGACAAAAGGCCAAAGUUACCCGAUUUCGAUUAUUAACGGGUAUUCCGCACCUAAGAAAGACUUCGAGGACACCGAAGCUCUCAAAGAGGUGGCUCGGACGGCACACGAAAUCUUCCGGGUCUCCGACCGGCGUCGCAAGCAAGUGCCCUCGGUGGCGUUCUUAGUCAAUACCCUGGCUGAAUCGUUACCACAUGGAAUCAAAGAGGCUCAUUUCUGCCAAGGUGGAGUACGGGAAGGAGUGCUGUUCCGUGAGAUGCUCCCAGUUAUCCGCCAGCAGGAUCCCUUGGAGGUUGCCACGGCUCGUUAUGCACCCUCGUCGGCUGAGGCGCUGGCCGCUUUAUUGUUGGCGGCCCUCCCUCGACCAUCCGCCAGCCGAUCGUUCCCGUCUUCCAUCACUCUUCACCUUAUCCAGGCUUUUGCCAAUGCCCUCUAUUAUCACGCCACAAUGUCCAAAGAACUCUCUUCUAGUGCCGCACUUUAUAGCACUAGCACCGGGAUCCUAGCCUCCACGCAUGGUAUUCCACAUGCCCACCGUGCGCUUUUGGCACUGAUGCUCCAGGAGCGUUACGGUGGAGAAUUGCCACCAAGAGACAUGGAUUUGAAGACUCACCUUCAGGGAAUUUUGACACCGGAGGAGGUUUGGUGGACCCGUUACCUCGGAAAAGUCGGUCUCGUCCUAAGCCAGCUGUACCCAACCGGGUCUAUCGACACCUCCAAGCCUCGGAUUAUUCCCUCGGCACAAUGGAAGGGUUUAGGGAAGAAUGGCGAGAAAGAAGGCCUGGACUUGACAAUUGCCAUUCAGGAAGUUGCAUAUGACCCGUCUCACUUGAAAGAAGAGCUCGAAAAUGACGUGCAGAAAAUCCAAAAGGUCGGAAAGCGGAAGAAUUGGAUUGGUGGACGAAAUGGCUGGGGCAUCAAAGUGCGUGUCUCGGUCGUAGAAGAAGAUUUAUUGGCCCGGUGA
This is a messenger RNA of Penicillium verrucosum, 1758 nucleotides long. RefSeq names its product putative transcription regulator (RTG2). Lineage: Eukaryota; Fungi; Ascomycota; Eurotiomycetes; Eurotiales; Aspergillaceae. The record is from RefSeq and is a predicted model, not a curated record. The transcript is spliced from 2 exons. Bases 1 to 1758 code for a protein of 585 amino acids. Gene Ontology annotation, biological process: regulation of transcription by RNA polymerase II.